Molecule: messenger RNA, 1829 nt
Organism: Panonychus citri (citrus red mite)
Lineage: Eukaryota; Metazoa; Arthropoda; Arachnida; Trombidiformes; Tetranychidae
Product: trifunctional nucleotide phosphoesterase protein YfkN-like
Exons: 5
Coding region: 158-1681 (507 amino acids)
Biological process (GO): nucleotide catabolic process
Molecular function (GO): hydrolase activity
Source: RefSeq, a predicted model, not a curated record
AUCAACAAUCAAUCAUUAAAUCAACAAUCUAUAUGUUAUUGAUUCAUCCAAUUGAUUAGUAGAUUUGAUUGAAAAAAAUAUAAAUAGUCUUGUUACUUUGGUUGAUUUUCAAAACAAUUACAAGUGAACCUUCAUCCAAUUAAUGAUUUAAUGAAAAAUGUUUAAUUUACAAUCAGUUAAUCAAGUAACAAUUAACCAUUUCAAUGAUGUUUACAAUAUCGAUGAGCACAAUGUUGAGCCAAUUGGUGGAGCAGCGAGAUUUAAAUCAGCAUUACAAUCAUUUAAAACUAAAUCAACUUUAACUCUGUUCAGUGGUGAUUGUUUGGGCCCAUCUUUAUUAAGUAAAUUCACCAAAGGUAAACAAAUGAUUCCAGUUUUAAAUGGCUGUCAAGUUGAUUGUGCAGUUGUAGGUAAUCAUGAUUUUGAUUAUGGGAUUGACGUUUUAACAAAGUUAAUUAAACAAACUAAUUUCCCUUGGUUAUUAAGUAAUGUAACUUAUCCUGAUGGAGUUGAAAUCGCUGGAACCAAAGUUUAUCAUGUAAUUGAAAAUUCUGGUAAAAAGUUUGGGUUAAUUGGAUUAGUUGAACGUGAAUGGAUUAGUAUAUUGUCCACCGUUAAUCCGGAUGAUAUAAAGUAUAACGAUUUCGUUGAUAUUGGCAGAAAGCUCAUCUAUCAUUUGAAAUAUAAGGAAAAGGUUGAUUAUAUUAUCGCUUUGACUCACAUGCGAAAUCCGAAUGAUAUUAGAUUAGCUAAUCAAGUACCUGGAAUCAAUUUAAUCUUGGGUGGACAUGAUCAUGUUUGUCAAUCUAUGAAAGUCAACGAUGUUUUCAUAAUUAAAUCAGGAACUGAUUUUAAAAACUUUUCUACAAUUAAUCUGAAUUUCAAUCUGGAUUCUGUUCAAUUGAACCAUCAAUUAAUAGAUGUGACCUCUAAAUUUACGCAAGAUGAACAGUUGAAAGGUCAAUUGGAAUGUUUUAAAUUGAAUAUUGAUCAACAAUUGGAUAACAUAAUUGGAUUUACUAAUUGUCCACUUGAUGGUAGAUUUAUGUCAAUCCGUCGGCAAGAGACUAAUUUGGGCAAUUUAAUUGCUGAUAUAAUGUGUUCAUCGGUUCGAGCUGAUUGUGCCAUCAUUCAUUCAGGAACAUUCAGAUCAGAUCAGAUUCACGAACCAGGGCCGAUUCAUCUGAAAGAUUUGAUCAACAUUUUACCAACCCCGGGAACUAUGGUUCUAAUUUCCGUCUCCGGUACAACGAUCUGGAGAGCGCUCGAAAAUGGUGUCUCCCUUUGGCCUCGAUUAGAGGGCAGAUUCCCUCAAGUUUCAGGACUUCGAUUCUCAUUUGAUCCUAAAAAACCUUCCGGUGAUCGUAUUGAUCCACAAUCACUCACAAUCAAUGGUCAACAAUUAAAAUUAACUGGAAAAUAUCGGCUCAUCACUAAAUUGUUUCUCUACAAAGGUAAUGAUGGUUACGAUUGUUUGAAAAACUGUCAACAAUUAAUAUCACCAGAUGAUUGCCCUGAAAUGAUAACAGCAAUUGAAAACUAUUUCCAAUCGCAAUUUAAUUUAUCGGCUCACAAUCAAUGUAACUCAAUUUAUCUUAAUUAUGAUAAUCUCACUGUUCGAGUAAUUGAAUCAAUAACUGAAAACAGAAUCAACAUAUUAACACAAAAGAAUCAAUUUUAACAACUUAAGUAAACCAACAAUUAAAUAUUUCCAUUUUCUAAUAACAAGUAACAGUAUUAAGAUCAUGUUAAUUGUAAUAAAUUGUAAUCACGCUGAGAGAUUUGAUUGAUGUAAAUUAUCAGAUUGAAGAAAUAAUAAUAAUAAUAAG